Molecule: messenger RNA, 1779 nt
Organism: Spirodela intermedia
Lineage: Eukaryota; Viridiplantae; Streptophyta; Magnoliopsida; Alismatales; Araceae
Source: the annotation of a GenBank genome assembly
AUGGGUUUGACGACGGUCGCCCCUUCAGGGAACCUCUCCCUCUUCGUCCCCUUUCGGAGAGUGACCUACGGCUGCGUCGCCGGUCUACUCGCCUCGUCCCUGAUCUUCUUCUUCUUCUCCUCCGGCCGCGACGGCAAUCCCAACGUCAUCGCCGCUUACUCCCCUUCUAAUCUGCUUUCAUGGUUCCUACCAGCGCCACCGAAUAACGGGUCGGGUCAGCUCGAUCUGACGAAGAAGAAAGGCAUCUCUUGGAGAGGGAACAGAAGCUCCGGUCAUGGUCAGUCGGAGGAAUCCCAUAAGGCUGUGGACAUUCACCGUCUUCAGAAAAGCUGCGACAUCUUCAGCGGCCGGUGGAUCAGAGAUGACAGAAAGCCUCUCUACGAUCCGGGCUCUUGCCCCAUCGUCGAUCCGACCUUCAGCUGCCACGAGAAUGGAAGACCUGAUCAGGAGUUCUUGAAUUGGCGUUGGCAGCCCAACGACUGCGACAUCCCGAGGUACGGUCUUGUCCCAGAGUACGGAAGAAUCAGAUGGGUAGAUUGAUACAAGAGAUUUUAUCUUAUUCCCAAGCUGCUGUUUCUGGGGCUAAUUUUCUCAUUCGCUGGAUUUGGGUAGGUUGAAUGCGAAAGAUUUUCUGCAGAAAUUAAGGGGUCAGAGGUUGGUUUUCGUCGGCGACUCGUUGAGCCGAAACAUGUGGGAGUCUCUGGUCUGCAUCCUUCGGAACGGGCUCAACGAGAGCAGAGUUUAUGAAGAAUCAGGGACCAACGACUUCAAGGCGAGCGAGCACGUCUCCUUCCGAUUCAUGGUAGGCUCGACGAAUCUCUCGAAGGCGUUAUCUUCCGCUGAAUCUCCUUCUCACGCCAUUGCUGUCUCUUUCUAGGAUUAUAAUUGCUCUGUGGAGCUCGUGAGGUCGCCCUACCUGGUGAGAGUGGUCCACACCAAGGCUGCCAAUGGGGAGAGGAUCGAGAGGCUUAGCUUGGACCUCAUGGAAGAAGCGUCCGGCUCUUACCGGGACGCGGACAUCAUCAUCUUCAACACUGGGCACUGGUGGAAUCACGUCAAGACAAAGCUAGGGUAAGCGUUCAAUCUUUUCGUUCAUCGAGCUCCAUUUCUAUGAUUCUGGCUCAAGUUCACUCUCUCUCCGUCUCUCUCGCCGUAUGGAUGACAGAGUUGAUUAUUAUCAAGAAGGCGGCCAUGUGUACCCAGUGCUUCCGGUAAUGGCGGCAUAUAAGAAAGCCUUGUCGACCUGGGCGAGAUGGGUCGACGAGAAUAUCGACCCCAACAAGACUCAGGUCGUCUUCAGAGGCAUCUCUCCUUCUCAUUUCCGGUAAUGUACCCACAACUCUCUCUCUCUCUCUCUCUCUCUCUCGCGCGCGCGCGCGCGCUAAGGAUGAUUAUUUGAUACUGGGUUCCAUGCAUCUGCUUCUGAUCUUCAGAGGGGGGAACUGGAACACGGGAGGGCGCUGCCAUGGGGAGAGGGAGCCGAUCUUCAACGAGACCUUUCUGAGGAGGAAACCGGUGCCGAAGUUGAAGGCGCUGAAGCCGGUGUUUGACCAGAUGAAGACGCCGGUGAUCUUCCUCAACAUCAGUCGCCUAACGGAGUUCAGGAAGGACGCGCACCCGUCGAUCUACGGGAUGAAGUACGCGUCGGCGGCGGAGGCGGUCAACGCGGUGGAGACACAAGACUGCAGCCACUGGUGCUUGCCAGGGUUGCCCGACACGUGGAACGAGCUGCUCUACGCGUCUCUCUUGAUGGCGGGUAGGGGAACCUGGAAGAGCUAG